Molecule: messenger RNA, 3885 nt
Organism: Corylus avellana
Lineage: Eukaryota; Viridiplantae; Streptophyta; Magnoliopsida; Fagales; Betulaceae
Product: helicase-like transcription factor CHR28
Biological process (GO): DNA repair
Cellular component (GO): nucleus
Molecular function (GO): metal ion binding; ATP-dependent activity, acting on DNA; ATP binding
Source: RefSeq, a predicted model, not a curated record
AUUGCUUAUUAUUUUGUGCUAAACUCAUAAUUAUGCUAGAUCUCCUUCCUUGUUUCAAACGCUACCGUUGGGUCUCUUGCUCUCUCUGAUUCGGUUGACUGCAAACCCUAUGAACAGCUGAGAACAACAAUGAGGGCCGGCAAUUACUCAGAAAGGAAAAAGAGAAGUGAAUUUUCUUGACGACCUUCUUUUGCUUGAUGAUCAACUAAGAACACAACUGAAAACUCGCUUUUAAGGUAGUGAGAAGCUUGCACCAUCAUUUACUUUGAUGGUGGCAGAAUUUUGACAACCUUCCCUCGGUGACUACAGGAAGUGGGGUUGCGAUUCAUUAGAUGCCUGACCAUGCGGAUCAUCUUCGUGAUUUCGUUGAUUCAACUUGGAGAUGUUGCUCUCUUUUAGUUGGUUGCAUUUCCAGCCUAAUUUCAAGACAUUGCGCAGAACUGGUUGGCUCAUCUUGUGAUAAUUUUCUCUCUAAAUUGAUUGAAGAAAAGGGAAGUCACCAUUCAAACCAUAUGCCUGUGAUGGAUUUUAUAGAUAUAACUUCAUCUGAUGAUGAGGUGGUGAGUUGGAAUGGAGAUAGUCAGAGAUCUCCCACUUCUAGGAUUCUUCCUCCAUGGGCUCCUACACAUGGCACAAAUUCAAGAACUACAGGUUUCAGUGUACAGUCUCAGAAGAUCAACUCUCCUAAAAGAGCAUAUGCUUCAAAUGGAAGCUCGUCAAAUGUUAAUACUCAUUCACAAGAAAAGCUCCAUUCGCAUCCUGGUCCUAGUAACAAUAUUAGGAUCCCAAAUCGGCAGAUUGCCCAAGUGGAGGAUUCUGACUAUUAUACAGAUAAUGGGAAUGUGAGUCAGCCUGGGACUGUUAAUUCCCGAAUUGCUAGCCUUUCUGGUGCUGACUAUGAAAAAAUUUCAUCUCAUCAGGCUCUGACUAGGACCCUUCCACCAUCUCUACAGCCAUCUGCACCAAUUAGUAAAUUAAACAGUUUAGCAGGGAAUAAGGGCAGCAGUCAGGUUCGUGAUACUUAUGACAGUACUUACCAUUCAGCAGGGCCUAGUGCAACUAGCAGCAAGGGUUAUCUGCGAGACCAGUUUAGCAGGAGCAAGAAUGAUGAAGUUAUUAUGUACGAAAACAGUGGGAAUAGGAUCCUACCUCCAUCUUUGAUGCAUGGAAAGGCUACUUUUUCCAACCAAUUUGCUGGUUCAAGUGACCCCUCAUACCGUUCCAUGGCAGGAGAAGAAAGGCCAGCUGAAAAUGAUGAGAGACUGAUUUAUCAAGCAGCAUUGGAGGAUCUAAACCAGCCAAAAGUUGAAGCUACUUUACCUGAUGGUCUUUUGUCUGUUCCUCUUCUAAGGCAUCAGAAAAUUGCAUUGGCAUGGAUGCUUCAAAAGGAAACUAGAAGUUUGCAUUGUUUGGGUGGAAUUUUAGCUGAUGAUCAGGGCCUUGGUAAGACCAUUUCUAUGAUUGCCCUUAUACAAAUGCAGAAGUUUUUGGAGUCAAAACAAAAAUCAGAAGAUCUGUGCAAUCACAAGACUGAAGCAUUGAAUCUAGACGACGACGAUGAUGAUAAUGGCACUGGUGGCGUGGAUAAAGUCAAGAAGUCUGAAGAAUUUGAUGAUUUAAAACCUAUUCCAGAAGUGAGUAGUUCUACACGGGCAUUUAGUAGGCGGAGGCCAGCAGCUGGUACAUUAGUUGUGUGCCCAGCAAGUGUUCUUCGACAGUGGGCUAGGGAGUUGGAUGAAAAAGUUACAGAUGAAGCUAAGCUUUCUGUCCUAAUCUAUCAUGGCGGCGGUAGGACAAAGGAUCCUGUUGAAUUGGCAAAAUAUGAUGUAGUUCUCACUACAUAUUCUAUCGUAACUAAUGAAGUACCGAAACAACCUUUAGUUGAAGAGGAUGAUGCUGAUGAAAAAAAUGGGGAAAUGUAUGGGUUAUCCUCUGAAUUUUCCACUAAAAAGAGGAAAAAGGCUUCUAACAUUAGUAAGAGGGGAAGGAAGGGUAAAAAAGAAAUUGAUAGUUCUGCUAUUGAUGGUGGUUGUGGUGCGCUAGCAAGAGUAGGUUGGUUUAGGGUGAUACUAGAUGAAGCUCAAACAAUAAAAAACCAUCGAACUCAAGUGGCUAGAGCGUGUUGCAGCCUGCGAGCCAAAAGAAGGUGGUGCUUAUCUGGAACACCUAUUCAAAAUGCAAUUGAUGACUUGUACAGUUACUUCAGGUUCCUAAAAUAUGAUCCAUAUGCUGUAUACAAAUCCUUUUACAAUACAAUAAAGGUACCGAUAUCCAGAAAUUCACUACAUGGGUACAAGAAACUUCAAGCGGUUUUGAGGGCUAUAAUGCUGCGUCGUACAAAAGGAACAUUGAUUGAUGGGGAGCCUAUAAUUAAGUUACCACCAAAAACAAUACACUUGACUAAGGUGGACUUCUCAACUGAGGAGCGGGACUUCUACACCAAGCUAGAAGCCGACUCGCGUUCACGAUUCAAGGCAUAUGCUGCUGCUGGUACCGUGAAUCAGAAUUAUGCAAAUAUUCUUUUGAUGCUUUUGCGCCUCCGUCAGGCUUGUGACCAUCCAUUGCUUGUCAAAGAAUAUAAAUCCGAUUUUGUUGGAAAAGUUUCUCUUGAAAUGGCAAAGAAACUACCUAGGGAUAUGCUGGUUAAUCUAUUGAAUUGCUUGGAAACUUCCUUUGCCAUCUGCCGUGUGUGCGAUGAUCCACCUGAGAACCCUGUUGUUACCAUGUGUGGCCAUGUUUUUUGCUAUCAGUGUGUAUCAGAAUAUUUGACAGGUGAUGAUAAUACAUGCCCUGUACCUGAAUGCAAAGAACAACUUGGCUCUGAAGUUGUUUUUUCCAAAGCUACUCUGAGCAGUUGUCUCUCUGAUGAUGUUAAUAGUAGUCCCAUGAGUUCUCAGUUAACAGAGAGUUCAAUAGUUAUGCAGAAUGAGUAUAGUUCAUCUAAAAUCAGAGCUGUUCUUCAGAUUUUGCGGACGCAUUGUAAUAUUCAUAGUCCCAUAGAAUGCAAUGGAAGCUCCUCGUAUUCUGAAAAUCCAUGCACUGAGAAUUUUCAUUCUGGUGUUAGUGCUACAGAGCACUCGACAUCUCACUCAAAGCCACCAGCUGAAGGACCAUUAAAAGCAAUUGUUUUUUCCCAGUGGACUAGCAUGUUGGACUUGGUGGAGAAUUCACUGAACCUGGCUUCUAUAGAAUAUAGGCGGCUCGAUGGCACAAUGAGUCUGGGUGCAAGGGAUAGGGCUGUUAGAGACUUCAACACUGAUCCAGAGGUGACUGUUAUGCUGAUGUCGUUGAAAGCAGGGAACCUUGGGUUAAACAUGGUUGCUGCAUGUCAUGUUAUUCUUUUGGAUCUUUGGUGGAAUCCAACUACUGAAGACCAAGCUGUUGAUCGAGCACACAGGAUUGGACAGACUCGUCCAGUUACCGUAUCACGGAUCACUAUCAAAAACACAGUGGAAGAUCGGAUUUUAGCUCUCCAGGAAGAGAAGAGAAAAAUGGUUGCAUCUGCUUUUGGUGAAGACCAAACUGGGGGUUCUGCAACUCGCCUAACAGUGGAAGACCUGAAAUAUCUCUUUAUGGUCUAAAAUACCAUUUUCCCAUUUACUCCAUUUUUGGAUUUUGCUCUCUUGGCAUUUGAAUCUUGAUGGCAGCAAGGUAGUAUUUAGCUGCACCUACUCUUGUAGUGGUUUAACCAGCUAAUGAGUUAUAGUGCAUCUCAGUGGUAAGUUAUAUGAGUUCUAAGGCCCAUCAAUGCAUUUUUGUUCUCAUCAAUGGCACACUUAGCGACCUAAGGCCACCUGUAAAUAUUCUAAUGAAUUUUAUUUGCGCACCAAAGAUCUAACCUUUUGUAGUUUACCUUUUCUAUUUAUUAUUGUUAAUAGUAUAUAA